AAAUUAUAUAUAAUCUUGCGAUUUUACGGUUUGGCUGCAAGUAAAGAACAUAGAAAAUACGAAGCCUCAAUAUCGGAGAUUCUCUGUCUCAGAUCAGAGGCAGAGAGAGUUAGAGAGAGGGAAGGGGCGAUUAAUGGCAGAAGUGUCGAUGUGCAGUAGCAGUAGUAGUACAGAGCUGACGCCGGAAGAAGAGAGAGUUUUGAUAAGAGACAUUGCGCUCGCCGCUGAAGCCAACGCCAAAGAAGGCGAUACCUUCUAUCUCAUAACUCAUAGAUGGUGGCAGCAUUGGAUUGAUUAUGUAAACCAGGAUCAGCCAAAUAACACAAAUGAUGGAUCCUCUUUGUCCGAACAUUGUGAUUCAGCAGGUUCAAGCACCUCGAAGAGGCCGUCUGGAAUUGAUAAUUCGGAUUUGAUAUAUGAUGCUACAUCAGAGGACUCACAUCCGGGCAGUGAGAUUCAUGAUACUCUUCAGGAAGGUCGUGAUUAUGUAUUGCUUCCACAGGAAGUUUGGAACCAGUUAUAUUCAUGGUAUGGAGGUGGUCCAACAUUGGCACGUAAAGUCAUUAGUUCAGGUCUCUCUCAGACGGAGCUGGCUGUAGAGGUGUAUCCUCUGCGCCUGCAGCUACUUCUGAUGCCAAAAGGCGAACGCUCUACUAUAAGAAUUAGCAAGAAAGAAACUAUUGGAGAGCUUUACAGGAGAGUCUGUGAGAUUUUUUAUCUUAACUUAGAACAAGUACGUGUUUGGGAUUACUAUGGGCAGAAGAAAUAUGCGUUGAUGAAUGACAUGGAUAGAACACUUGAUGAUUCCAAUCUACAAAUGGAUCAGGAUAUUCUGGUGGAGAUCCUUAACGAUAUCAAGGGUACUGCCUUGAGUGGUUGCAUGAGUUCUGUUCAGGAGAAUGGAUUUGUAGAGAAGGAUGCUACUUCUGUUCUUUUGGAGCCUUCUAAAUCAAGCUUAUCAAUUGCAGGAGGUUUAUCUGCGAGUAAAGGUGCUUCCAGUGGCUGCAGCAAGGAGUUGCCACAAAGCCAGAAUCUGACAUCUAAAGUUAGAGAGUCGGAUAGCAUAUAUGGUACCAGUGGAGUUAGUACAAGGGGUUCUGUUGGCUUGACUGGAUUGCUGAACCUGGGGAAUACUUGCUUCAUGAAUAGUGCAAUACAAUGCCUUGUUCAUACACCUGAGUUUGCUAGAUAUUUUCGGGAAGAUUAUCAUCAAGAGAUAAAUUGGCAAAACCCUUUGGGCAUGGUUGGUGAGUUAGCAUUAGCUUUUGGUGAGUUACUUCGAAAGCUGUGGGCACCUGGAAGAACACCAAUUGCUCCUCGUCCAUUUAAAGCAAAGCUUGCUCGCUUUGCACCCCAAUUUAGUGGAUACAAUCAACAUGAUUCACAGGAGCUUUUAGCAUUUCUCCUAGAUGGUCUUCAUGAAGAUCUGAACCGUGUCAAGCACAAACCUUAUAUAAAGUCUAGAGAUGCAGAUGGCCGACCGGAUGAAGAAGUGGCUGAUGAGUAUUGGGCUAACCACAUUGCUCGAAAUGAUUCAAUAAUUGUUGAUGUUUGUCAAGGUCAAUACAAGUCAACUUUGGUCUGCCCUGUGUGUAACAAGGUUUCCGUCACCUUUGAUCCUUUCAUGUACCUCUCCUUGCCCCUCCAGCAGACAACAACUCGAACUAUGACGGUAGCAGUUUUUACUUGUGAUGGAAGUGCUUUGCCCUCUACUUGUACUGUAACUGUUCCAAAGCAGGGGCGUUGUAGAGACUUGAUUCAAGCACUUAGCAAUUCUUGUUUAUUGAAGCAAACUGAAGAGCUUAAGCUUGCAGAAGUACGGAAUCAUUUAAUCCAAAGGUUUCUUGAAGACCCCUUAAUACUGUUGUCCACAAUCAAAGAUGAUGAACACCUUGCUGCCUACAAGGUUCCAAAGUCUGUGAAGAACCCAGUGUUACUUAAGUUGAUACAUCGUCGUCAGCAUCAGGAUUCUGGUGAUAGUCUAAGUAAUUCACGAUGGAAACCCUUUGGAACUCCUCUUGUCUCCGUAAUAUCACAGGAUGAUGCACUCACAAGAGGUGAUAUACAGGUGACUGUUAAAAGAAUCCUUUCUCCUUUUCACAAACAAGCGAAUACAGAAUGUACUGGUGUUUCUGUGGCUGGCAACACUGCUGCAGAGUUGGCCCCCAGUAAUAUAUCAUGUGAAGGACGUUCCCAGUCUACGUCAAUCUUAUUGAAUAAUGAAAAAUGUACUUCUACUGAAGUGACAUCAAUGCCGCUUCAGUUGGUUAAUGAAAACCAUUCGUGUAUCGACUUGUCAUUGGGAGAAGAGAAAACCAUUAGACUGCCCUCAUCACCGGUAAUUAUUUAUAUUGAUUGGUCAGAGAAGCUUUUGGGGAAGUUUGAUAUUUGUCAUUUGGAGAACUUGCCAGAAGUGCUCAAAUAUGGACCUGUAACCAAGAAAGGUCGUAAUGAGCCUCUCUCAUUGUACACCUGCUUGGAAGCUUUCCUACGUGAAGAACCACUGGUGCCUGAAGAUAUGUGGUACUGUCCGCAGUGCAAAGAACGAAGACAAGCAAGUAAAAAACUUGAUUUGUGGAGGCUUCCAAAAGUUUUGGUCAUUCAUCUGAAGAGAUUCUCUUACAGCAGAUCAAUGAAGCAUAAGCUAGAAACAUUUGUCAACUUCCCCAUUCAUGAUUUUGAUUUAACAACAUAUGUAGCCAACAAAAACAGUUCUAGACAACAGCUCUAUGAGCUCUACGCCUUGACUAAUCAUUAUGGUAGCAUGGGUAGCGGGCACUAUACUGCACAUAUCAAGCUUCUAGAUGAGAAUAGGUGGUACAAUUUUGAUGACAGCCAUAUAUCACCUAUUAGUGAAGACGAUGUAAAAUCAGCUGCUGCAUAUGUCCUUUUUUAUCGGAGGGUAGAUGCUGAUGCUGAUGCUGAUGCCUCUGUCAAGGAUGCAGCACAACACAGUGCUGGUCAUGGGAAAAUAGUCCCUCAACAGUAAACAGCAAGGGCAUAUUUUUCUUUUGGAGAAAAUUGUGCAUAUGUGGGUAGAGCGACACCAAGUGAAAAGACCUUGAAGGUCCUCAUUUCGGUAAUUGCAAGAUUUUUUCAGAAGUUACUAUAUCUGCCUGCUGAAGCUGAGUGUUAUAUUAUGGGCUCAUGCUGGGAAUUGCAGGUAGGCUUUUAUACUUAGCUCCAUUCAGAGUUUAUAAUUUCAAAAAGUCAGAUUUGUAGGAUGCUUAUUUUAUCCAUUUAUGAAAUUGUUCAAAGUUGUGAGGACGAAUCGCAACUUUAUUGCAUAGGAUCCUCAGAUAGUUUGGCAAGACAUCAUAGUGAUUAAGCCUUCUAGAAUUCAAUUUUUUUAGAUCAAUUUUAAGGAUUAGAGAGGAGGUAAGAAGGAAUAUGUUAUAGGGGAAGAUUUCCCAUUUUGAAUGUAUAAAGCAACUAAUUUAUAGAUUAAUAAUGUUUUUACCCCC
Carica papaya (papaya) is the source of this 3464-nucleotide messenger RNA. RefSeq names its product ubiquitin-specific protease 5 (gene UBP5). The record is from RefSeq and is a predicted model, not a curated record. Lineage: Eukaryota; Viridiplantae; Streptophyta; Magnoliopsida; Brassicales; Caricaceae. Gene Ontology annotation, molecular function: cysteine-type deubiquitinase activity. Gene Ontology annotation, biological process: protein deubiquitination.